AUGGAACCUGGAGGCCUUGCUUCCAAUUCCGCUUCCACUUCCGCUUCUGCCUACCGGCAUGAUCCCAUAGGAGGAACGGAUGAUGUAAGUCUCGUGCGAACAUGCCAUCUAUGUGGGAAAGCUACUUGUGGACAGCGAAAAGGAAGAGUUCGCUGUGCCUACUGCAAACGUAUAUUCUGCUUACAGCAACUGUUCAAAAAAUUUAAAAUAAAAGCUAGUGUAGAGGAUAAAGAUUUUAAGUGUCCUCGAUGUCAAGGUAUUUGUUGUUGCGUUUCAAAUUGCCAACGCCCCCCUCCCCAUGUUCACUGCAAAGUGUAUAAGGUGCGACAAAACAAGAAGAAGCCGGUCACUGCCCAAACCGUAGAUUUAAAACAAUCUCGAAUUCCUCCCCCGCUCACUGUAAAGACGGAACCGCCACCUAUCGAUUCGUCGUUACCCUCAAUUCAAGCUUUUUCGCCUUUUCCAAAUCCUAGCCUUUCGGCUCAAGAUCUCUAUUCUGAGACAAUGAACGAUAGUGUUCAGCAAUCCUACACGUUCGGAUCCUCCGCAGUGCCUGGCUGUAAAUCCUCGACUCAUGAACUCAAGUCUAGUGCAACAUAG
This is a messenger RNA of Blastocystis hominis, 600 nucleotides long. RefSeq lists its product as hypothetical. The coding region runs from base 1 to 600 and encodes 199 amino acids. The record is from RefSeq and is a predicted model, not a curated record. Lineage: Eukaryota; Bigyra; Opalinata; Blastocystidae. The transcript has a single exon.